UUUUUUAUUGAUUGAUGCACAAAUAUGCGAAGACAUUGCUAUCAUUCGCGCGUCUGGGUGUGUGCGUCUCGCGUUUGGCUGCUAUCUUCACUUACUCCCGGGGGACAACAGAGUUACAACACUUUUCCCAGUGAAAUACAUGUGAAGUGUUAAUCCUAUGGGAAAGUGGAGGAUACAAAUGUGUCAUUAUAUCAAGAAUUUAAAAUUUCAAACCAUACACUCAAAUACUAACACACUCUGUCCACGGUCAUCAAACGUAUUUGCAAGAAUUUCUAGCCAGCCUAGAGAUAGACCCCCCUGACCAGAGCUAUUGGAUUGGUCCUGUAAGCCCAAAACAGCCAUCUGCCGACGAUUACACUAUUUCAUGGGGGUCCCGUAACCCCCGAAAUGGAUAAAAGCCAUUUUGUUUACGACUGAUUCAACAAAUAUAUCUCAGUACUAACAGCGGUCCUAACCAAGGAGGUUUUAGGGAGAUGGCGAAAAAUGCGAAUGAAGCUCUGGUUGUUGCUGUGGACCAUGGAUCACUUGAAGGCGUUAAAGCGGCUUUGAAAGCUGGUGCAGAAGUUGACUUCUACCAGCCGGAAAACGUACGCCUGCCGCCAUGUACACCAUUGUUCAUUGCUUGCGACAAGGGACCUGUAGACAUAGUGAGACUGCUGCUCCGCAAGGGGGCCUCUUUGGUGAAGAGAGGAGUGGGUGGAUUAUCUCCUCUUCAUUCUGCAGCGGAUGCAGGAAGGACAGAGAUAGUGGACUUGCUGGUUCAGCAUGGUGCAACAUUAGACGUACGUGACGCCUUCAAGAACACACCACUCAUGACUGCAUGUGCCAACAAUCAUGUCGACACAGUUCGGCGGCUGAUUGAGCUCGGAGCAAGACCUGAUUUGACAGACGGUUAUAAGGCCCAGAGGUUGGGGAUACCAGACGGAAACUUUGAUCGCUGUGACGAGAGUAUUAAGCUGAUACAAGAGGCUAUAGAGUCCAAGCUGUUGAGAUGCUGCAACCCUAAAUGUGGCAAACCAGGCUACAGGAAAACCCUGAAGCUGUGUGCUCAGUGCAAGCUGACCCGCUACUGCAGCCGUGACUGUCAGAUACAACACUGGUCUGUCGGACACAAGAAGUGCUGUGGGCAUGACGUGUACUCGGCCGAUGCGACAGACCUGGCCCUUACCGUAGGGUGGUUUCGUCGCUUGAAAAGGGUAUUCGAGCAGUAGCACUUGUAAACCAUGCGUAGAUCCUAAUAAAACAAACAAACAAACAAACAAACUCUUCACAUUUCAACUUUGUGCAUCUGUUGACUGUUGAGCACAUACUGCGUCUACAGCCAUAUAAAAUGUACUACAAAAUAAAUGUCGUAUUAGAUCUACUGCCAGUCAGGAGCAUUUAGCUAUUUCUCACAAUGGUUAAUGAUGUUGGCGUCUUUGUAUGUAAAAAAAAAUGUUUUUUUUUUCUCAAGAGUAUUCUGUCACAAAGGUCAUUGGGUUUUAUAAAACCUCGUUCAAGUUGGCUAAUCUUAUAGAAGAAACAGUUUUAAAAGUGCAACAUAGGCAAAUAGAUUUUACCAAGAGCUUUUUGCAGUAAUGACAUUUCCUUUUCAUUCUGAUCUAAUACUUAAGUAUGUCAAAGAAUCAAGUCACCUCUAAAAUGUUUUAGCUUUUACCCUGCUAGUAUAUCACAAUUACAUGCAUAUGUAUAGAUGUAUGUAUUGAUGCUCAGUAGUUGUGUACAUUUUUACCAUCGCUAGUUUAACAACAGCCAAGUCGCCAUACCUGUAAAUAAAUCAUUAUCCUUGUGUCAAGGCAACCACUUGUACAUGUUCAAUUUUUUUCCAAACCCUUCUUCAAGCCUCAAU
Molecule: messenger RNA, 1849 nt
Organism: Branchiostoma floridae (Florida lancelet)
Lineage: Eukaryota; Metazoa; Chordata; Leptocardii; Amphioxiformes; Branchiostomatidae
Product: poly [ADP-ribose] polymerase tankyrase-2-like
Exons: 5
Coding region: 474-1211 (245 amino acids)
Molecular function (GO): protein binding
Source: RefSeq, a predicted model, not a curated record